UCCCACAAGGAUGAGAUGACCUUCCGUUGCAUCCCGGCUGCUGAUAAAAUGAGACUCUCGGAGCCAAGAAACAACACUAAGGUCCUGUGGGAAGUGCAGCCCACGUGCUCCUCAGGUGAAGGCAGCGUCCCCACCCAGCCUGAGGACUCCACACAGGGUGGACGCCCAACCCUGGCUGGACCGCUCACUGGAGAGGGGCUUGGACGCCCCCUUGGAGUGCAGUCCCGACAUCCCGUACCUGCCUCAUGUCCUUGGCAUUCUCGGCCCCGGUCGUGGUGUGGGAGUGGCUGCCUGUGCACACCACGGGCCUCCAGCUUCACGGCCUCAACGGGGCCACGAGCCAUCGCCGGGUCAGGCGGGGGUGCCGGGCACCUCAUCACUAGGGCAGUGACAUCACAAGGCGCAGAAGGCAGCAGUGGCUACGGAACUCCGUGCCUGGGCUGUUUCUGUGGUGCCUGCGGGCUCUGGGCUCCCACCUCCAUGGGGCUGCAGGAGCCGUGAGGGACGAGGAGGGACGCGCCCGCCAUGGCUGAGGGCGGCGAGCUGAUGAGCCGGCUUCUGAGCGAGAACGCAGACCUGAAGAAGCAGGUGCGCCUCCUGAAGGAGAAUCAGAUGCUGCGGCGGCUGCUCAGCCAGAGCUGCCAGGAAGGUGGCAGCCACGACCUGCUCCCACCCAGGGCGCCCACCUACCCCGAGGCCGGCUCCCCCGGGAGUGGAGUUCCGGAUUUUGGAAGGUUCACGAGUGUUGCCGACACACCCUCCCAGCUGCAGACAUCCUCCCUGGAGGACCUGCUGUGCUCACAUGCCCCCCUGUCCAGCGAGGACGACACCUCCCCGGGCUGUGCAGCCCCCUCCCAGUCACCCUUCAAGGCCUUCCUCGGUCCCCCGGAGCUGCACAGCCACCGAGGCACCGACAGGAAGCUGUCCCCGCUCCUGAGCCCCUUGCAAGACUCACUGGUGGACAAGACCUUGCUGGAGCCCAGGGAGAUGGUCCGGCCUAAGAAGGUGUGCUUCUCGGAGAGCAGCCUGCCCACCGGGGACAGGACCAGGAGGAGCUACUACCUCAACGAGAUCCAGAGCUUCGCGGGCGCCGAGAAGGACGCGCGCGUGGUGGGCGAGAUCGCCUUCCAGCUGGACCGCCGCAUCCUGGCCUACGUGUUUCCCGGCGUGACGCGGCUCUACGGCUUCACGGUGGCCAACAUCCCCGAGAAGAUCAAGCAGACCUCCAUCAAGUCCCUGGACGGCUCCGUGGACGAGAAGAAGCUGCGCGAGCUGACGCAGCGCUACCUGGCCCUGAGCGCGCGCCUGGAGAAGCUGGGCUACAGCCGCGACGUGCACCCGGCGUUCAGCGAGUUCCUCAUCAACACCUACGGAAUCCUGAAGCAGCGGCCCGACCUGCGCGCCAACCCCCUGCACAGCAGCCCGGCCGCGCUGCGCAAGCUGGUCAUCGACGUGGUGCCCCCCAAGUUCCUGGGCGACUCGCUGCUGCUGCUCAACUGCCUGUGCGAGCUCUCCAAGGAGGACAGCAAGCCACUCUUCGCCUGGUGAGCCGCCCCGCGCCCACCGCCGUGCCUGCAGUAAACGCGUUUGUUCCAACGCGGAGGCCGUGGUGCCUCCUGCGCGUCCUCCCGGAGGGGAAAGGGCCGCGCCCCCCGCGCGCGAGGCCGGAGCAGGCGCCUCUCCCGCCCGUGCUGGGCCCCGACCGCAGCCCGCCGCUGCCCGCACCUGCGGAGUGCUUGUCACCCCUCAUUAAAGUCAUCCGUUUGCUUGUCUGCCUUUA
Messenger RNA from Chlorocebus sabaeus (green monkey), 1780 nucleotides. The record is from RefSeq and is a predicted model, not a curated record. NCBI's taxonomy places the organism in Eukaryota, Metazoa, Chordata, Mammalia, Primates, Cercopithecidae.